Amyelois transitella is the source of this 1070-nucleotide messenger RNA. RefSeq names its product putative inner dynein arm light chain, axonemal (gene Dnali1). Gene Ontology annotation, molecular function: dynein heavy chain binding. The record is from RefSeq and is a predicted model, not a curated record. Gene Ontology annotation, cellular component: filopodium; axoneme. NCBI's taxonomy places the organism in Eukaryota, Metazoa, Arthropoda, Insecta, Lepidoptera, Pyralidae. The coding region runs from base 266 to 997 and encodes 243 amino acids. The transcript is spliced from 6 exons.
CAUGAAAAGGUUCCUUUCUAUACUAAUUUAUAAAAUAUUUUUAUUUAAAACAAAAUAUUUUUAUGAUACCUAAUAAUAUUUUUACUAAAACAUAUUUUGCCUCAACACAAUAAUAAAGUAAAACAGCCUGAACCGUUGCAAUGAGAUUUUGAAAACAACAUCAAGUUGCCUAGCAACGUGGUUGCCAUGACUGCUCUAAUGUCAAUGUAGCUUUCUAAACCAAAUAUUAUUAUUCUGAGUUUCUUUAGUUCUAUCUGAGUUGAGAAUGGCUGAAAGAGCCCCAGUGUCGGCUGAGGAUACCUUAGUUCGCUACGAUAACCCAGUGUUAGUGACUAAGCAACCCGAAAAAGUUACAUCACCCCGCAGCGCCAAUGUAAUCCAACCGUGUGUGCCGACUGAAGCCAAACGUGAGACUGAAGAAAUUUUGAAUGCCAUCUUACCUCCUAAGGAAUGGGAGGAAGACGGACAGAUUUGGACCCAGAAGAUAUCGUCGACGCCUGCGACGCGCCUAGAUGUCAUCAAUUUGCAAGAGAUGUUGGAUACCCGUCUGCAACAGCGGCAGGCGCGGGAAACUGGCAUAUGUCCGGUUCGACGACAACUGUACACGCAAUGCUUCGACGAACUCAUAAGACAGGUAACAAUAAAUUGUGGAGAAAGAGGACUCUUACUUCUUCGAGUACGUGAUGAAGCGAGAAUCACAAUGGAAGCCUACCAAACGCUUUACUGCAGCUCAAUCGCGUUUGGUAUGAGGAAGGCAUUACAAUCUGAACAAGGCAAAUCCGACCUCAUGGACCAAGUAGCGAAGUUAGAAGCCGAACGUUCAGCUUUGGAGAAACAGUGCAUGGAACUAAAACAAAAGACUGAACAACUGGAGCGACGCGCGGCCGAGUUGCGAGCCGCUGAAGAGAAGCGUCACCAAGAAGAAUUGCUGGCGUUGAAAAAGACUAACGCACAACUCAAAGCGCAAUUGGAAGGAAUCAUUGCACCGAAGAAAUAAGAAGGGUGUGUUAUUACUUAUUUUUAAGAUGUUUUUGUUAUAGUUGCAGACUUAUAAUUCAUUUAAAUUGUGA